Molecule: messenger RNA, 932 nt
Organism: Sinocyclocheilus rhinocerous
Lineage: Eukaryota; Metazoa; Chordata; Actinopteri; Cypriniformes; Cyprinidae
Product: heat shock protein 105 kDa-like
Exons: 8
Coding region: 1-894 (297 amino acids)
Biological process (GO): protein folding
Cellular component (GO): nucleus; cytosol
Molecular function (GO): ATP binding; ATP-dependent protein folding chaperone
Source: RefSeq, a predicted model, not a curated record
AUGGCUAUCGUGGGCUUUGAUGUGGGGUUUCAGAAUCGCUGUAUUGCUGUGGUCAAAAGCGGAGGAAUCGAGACCGUGUCCAAUGAAUUUACAGACAGGUGCACGCCAGCUGUUGUGUCAUUUAAUUCAAAGAACAGAAGCAUUGGUAAUGCUGCAAAAAACCAGAUGAUAACCAAUACUGCGAGCACAGUCUCUCAUUUUAAGAGACUGCAUGGCAGAUUGUUUCAGGAUCAUUCUGUGCAAGCAGAGAAGGCUAGUUUACCAUAUGACCUGGUACCACUAAAUGAUGGGAAGGUUGGAAUCAAGGUCAUGUACCUAGAGCACCAUUUCCGCAUUGAGCAGGUCACGGCUAUGUUGUUGACCAAACUGAAAGACAUUGCAGAAGCUAAUCUGCAGAAGAAAGUGAUGGAGUGUGUCAUCUCUAUCCCCUCAUUCUUCACUGAUUCAGAAAGGACGUCUGUGCUGGAUGCUGCCAAGAUUGCCAGCUUGAACUGCCUGAAGCUAAUGAAUGACAGCACUGCAGUGGCGUUAAUCUAUGGCAUAUACAAGAAAGAUCUUCCAGGCUGUGAUGAGAAUCCAAAAAUUGUGGCAUUUGUGGACAUGGGCCACUCAGCUCUCCAGGUGCUGUCGACCGCCUUUGAUCCUUAUUUGGGAGGGAAAGACUUUGAUCAGAAGCUGGUGGAAUACUUCUGUGCUGAAUAUAAGUCUAGGUACAAGAUGGAUGUGAAGUCCAAGGCUCGAGCUAUGUUGCGACUGACACAAGAAUGUGAGAAACUCAAAAAACUGAUGAGCAGCAACUCCACAGACAUUCUCCUCAACAUUGAGUGCUUUAUGGACGAUAAAGACGUAUGUGGGAAAAUGAGCAGGACCAUCAGGCGUUCUCUGAGCUUUUAAAUGGCACAGAGAACUGGCUGUACGAAGAGGGAGCAGAC